This is a messenger RNA of Verruconis gallopava, 2669 nucleotides long. RefSeq lists its product as uncharacterized. NCBI's taxonomy places the organism in Eukaryota, Fungi, Ascomycota, Dothideomycetes, Venturiales, Sympoventuriaceae. The record is from RefSeq and is a predicted model, not a curated record. Gene Ontology annotation, biological process: attachment of GPI anchor to protein. The coding region runs from base 144 to 2045 and encodes 633 amino acids. The transcript has 2 exons. Gene Ontology annotation, cellular component: GPI-anchor transamidase complex; membrane.
GGUUUCACCUCGCUCUCGACACCGAACGUGUAAAUCGAAUCUGUCAGGAUCAGGAUCAGCAUUUCCGCGACUCCCUCAAGCGAUGACUCGGUGACGCGGCUCCCUCGCUCUCUCUCUCUUUUUCUCUCUCCUUUCCCGGCUCCAUGGCUGCGCUCUCAAACAUCAUCCUCGCCCUGCGGCAGGAUCAGAAGAUUCUGCGCGCGGUGCCGGCACUGUCGACCAUCUUGACCGUCAUAGGCAUCGGGUGGCUCUGCCUUCUCCCCUUGAACGAGUAUUCGCGCCGGACGUACGUGAGCGAGAACGCGCUGCUUCCGGGCCAGGUCCACACGUAUUUUGGCGGUUCAGAGCACAAUGUGUUCCGGGCGUACAGGCACGAGGUUGCCGCCCUCGAGCAUGUUCCUGAUGCCGAGCGAGUGGCGCGCACACGGGACAUCUUCAAGAGCCAGGGCCUCAAGGUGGCGACGCAGCAGUACAACUACACGGCUGGCGGCGGCAGCAUAAAGGCCGGAGAGAACGUGUACGCGGUGCUGCGGGGCCCCCGGGCGGACGCAACGGAGGCGAUGGUGCUCAUCGGCGCGUGGAGAAACAUGAAGGGCGACGUCAACUACAGCGGCGUGGCUCUGGUGCUCACGCUGGCGCGCUACUUCUCGCGCUGGUCGCUGUGGUCGAAGGACAUCAUCUUCCUCAUCACGGGCGACAGCACGGCCGGCUCGCAGGCCUGGGUGGAUGCCUACCACGACGCGCACAACCCCGUCUUCGUCGCGCCUCUGCCCCUGAAGAGCGGCGCGCUGCAAGGCGCCGUCGCCCUCGACUACCCGGCCGGACCGUGGGGCCACCGCUUCGACAAGCUGCACGUCGUGUACGACGGCAUCAACGGGCAGCUGCCGAACCUGGACCUGUUCAACACGGCCGUCAACAUAGCGAGCGGGCAGAUGGGCAUCCAAUGCACGCUCCAGCGCAUGUGGGACCACGACGACUCGUACGCGGCGCGUCUGCAGACGAUGCUGCGCGGCAUGCUGAACCAGGGCCUCGGCCACGCAACCGGCCCGCACAGCAGCUUCAUCCCGUACCACGUCGACGCGAUCACGCUGCAGACCGUCGGCGACGGCUGGCACGACGAGAUGAGCCUCGGCAGGACGGUCGAGGGCCUGUUCCGAAGCCUGAACAACCUGCUCGAGCACCUGCACCAGAGCUUCUUCUUCUACCUGCUUAUGCACUCGAACCGCUUCGUCAGCAUCGGCACCUACCUGCCCAGCGCCAUGCUCGUCGCCGGCAGCUUCACCAUCAUGAGCAUAGCGCUCUGGGUCCAGAGCGGCCGGCCCGCCGCCCCUUCGUCCGCGCCGCCCGCGUCGUCCUCGCCGACGGGGGCGUCCACCCCGGCCGAGAAGGCGCCGCUCGUCGCCGCUCCCGCCAAGAACGGGCACGGCCCUACGCCCGCCGCCGCACAACUCUCCGUGUCGGAGCGCCACCUCUUCCUCCCCAUGAUCCUCCUCACCGCCUUCCACUUUCUGGGCCUACUCCCGCUGUACGCCUUCAACCACCUGCCGCUGUCCGCGCUCGAGCGCGCGUUCGGCGUCUUCGCCGUCGUCACCCUGCCCCUCCCGUACCUCGUGGCCGCCGCGCUCCCCCGCCUGCUGCGCCGUCCCUCCGCCCAGGAGCUCACGCUGCUGCAGUGCUUCGCCCUCAUGCUGACCGGCCUGUUCCUGUCCGCGCUCGCCACGCUCAACUUCAGCCUCAGCCUUAUCGUGGGCCUGCUCAGCGCGCCCUUCUCCUUCGUGCGCCCGCUUCCCACGGCCCGCCGCCCCUCCAGCCUGCCUCGCAACCUGGUCCAGGUCCUCGCCCUGACGGCGCUGUCGCCGCCCGUCGUCAUCGCCGCCGCCGCCUCGCUCUCAGGCAUCGACGGCCUGGCCCUCGGCGACGUGCUCAACAUGGCCAUGACAGGCUGGUGGAUCCACGGCUUAUGGACCAGCCUGGUCGUCUGGCUCGUAUGGUGGCCGUCGUGGUUUGCCGUCAGCUUCCUCGUCGGAUGCGGUUUGUUCGCGUAGUCGGAAUGCACAACUCCCUCCCGCACAACGUGUGCCCGGCCGGGAGAAAAGAGAAGGGAAUGAAAAAGGGGGGAGAAAAGAAAAGAAAAGAAGAAGAAGAACCAAAAAAAUAAGGCGUAAACACAUUCAUCCGGCGUCCCUACCUAGACUCGAGUAGAAACUUGAGAGAAAUGUUAAGGAUUCGUGGUGCAACGAUUUGAGAAACUGAAUAGUUAGAUACCACCAAAAAAAAAUUAAUUUUUUUUAAUAUUUUUUUUUUUUAAAAAAAAAAUGGAACAAGACCAAAAAAAAAGGUGGCAAAAAAGUUGGGCGGGAAAAAAAAAGGAAACGAACCAUACACAUUGUCAUGUUCUACGCCAGAUCUCACGAACCGAGAGAUGGAAGGAGAAUCCUAUGUACUUGUGCAACAGCCAAAACAGCGCAGAGUUUCAUCAUCUCAGUCUUUGGAAGCGUAUCCCAGCACAAAGAGAGAGAUGCACACAAACACAAAAACACACACACACACACACACACUCACAUAACAAUAUAAAGAAAAAGUUUCACUCUUCGUCCUCUUUUUUUUAUUUAUUCGGUUUCCCCCGUCCCUCUCUGUCUCUCUCUGCAACCGGCUUUUUUUUUCUCUUG